Molecule: messenger RNA, 2866 nt
Organism: Drosophila navojoa
Lineage: Eukaryota; Metazoa; Arthropoda; Insecta; Diptera; Drosophilidae
Gene: spri
Product: Src homology 2 domain-containing protein sprint
Biological process (GO): signal transduction; vesicle-mediated transport
Cellular component (GO): cytosol; endocytic vesicle
Molecular function (GO): guanyl-nucleotide exchange factor activity; small GTPase binding
Source: RefSeq, a predicted model, not a curated record
AUGGCCGUGUCGGUGCGCCUGCCCCAGGACACGGGCCCCUACAUCGAACACUAUCUCAUUCAGUCGCAGGACAACAUACUCAGCCUGGAGAGCUCACGCUUCAAGUUUGGCUCCAUCCCAGCGCUGAUCGCGCACUACGCCCAGUGCUGCGACGAGCUGCCCGUGCAGCUGAUGCUGCCCCGGGUGCUGCGCGAGGCGAACAACCGCAAGAAGCUCUCAUCGCUGGCGCUGCUCGGCCAGGAGUUCUGGAGCUAUGCCAGCAGUCCGGCCGUGCUGGGUCCGCCCGUUGCGGCCAAGACAAAUCUCACGGCCAUCGAGCAGCAGCAGCAGCAGCAGCAGCAACAACAACAACAACAACUGCAGCAGCAGCAGCAACAGUUGCUGGACGCCAAGUCACCGCUGUCGCUCACAGAGACAAGCGGCCUGGGCACGGCCACGUUCUUCAGCGAUGCAUUGGUGGCCAAGCCGCCGGCCGUGGCCCCGCCCCAGACCCUGUUCAGUCCCACGGGCAGCAGCCAGCUGCUGGGCUUCUUCAGCCAGGCGGGCACGCCGUCGGACACCAACUCGAGCAUGAGCUCGUUCACGACCAGCGGCGGCCAGCACAUGCAGCUGCUGAGUCCCAAUUCCGUGGACUCGGUCAUACUGACCAUGUCGCCGGUGGAUGCGCAGGGCUAUCUGCCGGGCGGAGGCGGAGUCGGAGGCGGCGGUGGUGGCUUGGAGCAGCCACUGCAGCCGCAUGGCAGCAACAAUCUGAGCACCUUCAAGACGACAUCGGCGGCUGUGGCGAGCAUUACGGAACUGGAGCAGGUGCGUCCGCAGCGACCGAAGCCGCCGAACACAUUGAAUCUCAAGCCGCCGGCGCCGCCAAUGCGCUGGUCCAAGCCCCACUCGCCGGAUCAGCUGGGCAACAACUUUACGGUGACCACCACGGUUACCUUUUCCAUGGAGAACAACAACAACAACAACAGCAAUGGCAACAACAUUGCCAGCAAUGGCAUCAACAGUGCAGCCAUGGCCAAGCCGAAUCCCGCACAGUUUGUGGAGGUAACAACGCCAGCCGCGAGCAAUCCGUUCAACGCGCUGCUCAACUCACAGGCCAGCACCAGCACGUUCCAGACCUUUGCCAAGCGCCUGUCGCCCGAGGGCGAGUGCAAGGAUACGCUCUCCUCGCAGGGCUCCUCCUCGAACGACAGUCGCUGGCAAUCGCAGUCGCAGUCGCAGUCGCAAUCGCACUCGCAGUCGAGUCGCGACUCCAGCCACAGCCAGCGUAAGAUACUGUCCCCAAUGACGCCCAGUGGCGCUGGCCACCUCCUGCCCGGCGUCGGCAGCGCCAGCAGCAGCAGCAGCAAGUCACGCAAAUCGCGUAUACGGAAGGAGUCCAAGCACUACCAGGAGUCCGACAUACUGGAGAGCCCGCCGGCGCAGUACUGUGCCAGCGCCCUGAGCGACAAGAUCAGCGACUACGAGGACGUCUGGACGCACGAUCCCAGCGAUCGGGCUAGUCUCCUAACCAGCUUCAAGCCCGGACUGGACAAUGGCGGCGUCUUGAAUCGACGACCCGACCUGCUGGCCGAGACACCAGCUAGCACACCCACGCAGCAGCAGCUGCUGUCACCCUGCGAAGAGACCAGCGCUAGCCAGGAUAGCAGCCAGCAGCUGAUGCAGUUCUCGGGCGAUGCACCGGCUCGCUCGCGUGCCGGCCUCCUCCUGCCGAAUCUGGGCAAUGCCGCGCCAGCCAUGAGCCAGUCGCUGACGGAGCCGAGCGCCGUCGAUGAUGGCGGAGACACGACGCCCACGGCGGCACAGACACCGGGCGCACGCAGCAAGCAGGGCAGCCCCACCUAUGCGGAGCCAGCGGAUGCACUGCGUCAGGCGGGUCUGACCAAUGCCGCGGCGGCGAUUCUGCGCCGGCAACAGCGCAGCCAGCUUCUGCCCGCCAAUCAGCGGCACUCGGAGCCGCUCAAGGGCGGCCAUGCAACGGCCGCUGUGCCGCUGCUGCUGCCCGCCGACCUGGAGAAGUUGGCCGGCAGCCUGGAUGAGCUGAAGCAGAAGCCAAAGCCGAUGGCUCAGCAGGCGGCGAAGCGUGGACGCACUCGCAUCGAUCACUGGCAGCUGGACAGCAGCUGGGAGUUCAUGGCCAAGCAGGAGACGAACGGAGGAGGCGGCGGCGGCGGCAGCGGCGUCAUAGUCGCCGCUGUCGACUGGCAGGAGAAGGAGAACUCGCUGGGACGCGACAAGGAUGGCUCCAAGAAGCGCCCGCUAACCGUGCACCAGAUCAUUGCCAAGCGUCUGCCCGAUCUUAAUCUGCCGGAGCUCGUGCGCUGCUCGACUCCGCUCCAGAUGCCGGCAGCAGCAACAGCAACAGCAACGGCGACGACGACGACGACGGCGAUAACGACGAGCGCAGCCCCGCAGCCCCUGCAGGAGAAGUCGAACGCCGAUGGCAGCCAAAAGUCAUUCCAGAGCCAGAACGGCUGUCGACUGUCCUCGUACGACAACGUGGAGCGCAACUGUGCCGCAUUCUGCCAGACCUACUACGGCGGCAUCGACUCGGCGCAGUCAGAUGACGGCACUGUCUUCUCCGAGCCCUGGGACUCCUCCCAGUGGGACUCGCUCAUGCCAAUGCAGGAUGAUGCCACCAUCAAUUCGGAUACCAUACAUCUGUCCAAGUGCCGGCCGGCGCUCUCGGAGGAUGACACCAUCAUUGAGGAAUUCAGCAGCACCAAAGACGGCAGCAACAGCAGCUGCAACCAGGACACGCUCAAGGCCAAUAAAAAUGGCACCAGCGCCGGCGCUGGCAGCAACAACAACAACAACAACAACAACAACAGCAACAGCAACGACAAUAAAUUGAUUACUAAUUGAA